AUGCCUUCACACUACCGGUACCAGUACACACGUAGUUUUGCUGAACGCGCGAAGGAAACAGAAUCCGCGCGCUUGCGCUACCCCAAACACAUUCCCAUCCUUUGCGAGCCCACUUCAGCCGCUAGCGCCUCUACACCGCGUGAUGUGAGGCUCUUCUCCACACGGCAGCAGGUGCAGCGCGAGCUGGACUGUAAUAAGUUUCUUCUCCCUGAAACUGCUACCGUUAUGGAGUUCAUGAUGGCGCUGCGGCAGCGGCUGCUGCUAGAAGAGGGUCAAGCCGUAUUUGUGUUUAUAGGAAAUGAACUACCGCCGAACAGUGCCUGCUUGGGAGACAUUUACGCAAGGGCAAAAGACCCUGAUGGCUUUCUGUACGUGUCGUAUGGUGUGGAAAAUACAUUUGGUUGA
Molecule: messenger RNA, 405 nt
Organism: Trypanosoma brucei brucei TREU927
Lineage: Eukaryota; Euglenozoa; Kinetoplastea; Trypanosomatida; Trypanosomatidae
Product: microtubule-associated protein 1A/1B, light chain 3, putative
Exons: 1
Coding region: 1-405 (134 amino acids)
Biological process (GO): cellular response to nitrogen starvation
Source: RefSeq, a predicted model, not a curated record